Molecule: messenger RNA, 694 nt
Organism: Zingiber officinale
Lineage: Eukaryota; Viridiplantae; Streptophyta; Magnoliopsida; Zingiberales; Zingiberaceae
Exons: 4
Coding region: 40-330 (96 amino acids)
Source: RefSeq, a predicted model, not a curated record
GUUAAAGCAAGAAGGCUCAGGGGAGGGAGGGGAAGGGAAAUGGCGGAGCCAGGCCAACUCGAUCAAGCGUCUCCGGCGUGCAAGGUGGAUGCUGAUGUAUUAUUGAAUGAGCCGAGGUCGUUCAGGAUGGAUCGGAGGUCGCCGGAGGCGGCCGCGCUCAGAGACGCCGUCUCCCGCAAGCACCUAGACUUCCUUGGCGCUUACUCCGACGACGUCCUCACGGUUGAAACUAAAGAUGGUUAUCUUUUGUCCAUUCAACAUGUUCAUCAUGGGGAAAAAAACUUUCUGAGAAAGAUAGCGGUUUUGAUGUUUGUGUUGGUAUGUACGUAACACAAGAUGGAGCCAUGACCAUACUAGUUUAUUUGUUCAUGAGAAGUCCACUAUUUUUCUAGGCAUUUUGGGAUUGGAGUUGGCAAGAAUCGACACAGAACAACUAGCAAGCUAUGGCAAGUUAUAGGUUUUCUAAACUAGUAAUCUUUUAUUGGUGUUUGUAGUUAUCAGAUUUAGAAUCUUAUUUAUGGUUUUAUAUUUUUCAUGUCAUGUGCUGAAACCAAAGAGGAGUUGAAAUGAAUUUGCGAAAACUUAAGAGGUUACACCAACAAGACUUUAUAUCAAUAUGUUAGGUAUAUAAUUAUGAUUUCUAAUUUGUAAUAUAUUUAUUUAUUUAUUUGAACAAGAGUCCUCAAGUGUAUUA